GAUUAGGCCCAUCUGCCCAUACAAUCCACAACACAAACCAGGCUGCCUGAUCAUUGACCAUGAGGUCGCUAAAGCAGUCGGCGUAUGUUAGCAUCGUCCACCAAUUUAUCCCCCGAAUGUUCCCUCACCAGAUUGUCGUCUUUCCUCUUUUCAAACGCCAAAACCCUAGAAACUCUCGGAAUCGAUGAAAUUAGGGUUUCCAAUGUAAGAAUCCCAUGUUCGUUUUUCUAAUUUGGCGUUGAUAUUUUGUUUCAUUUCCACAUAACCUGGUAAAUAAGGGUUUGUACGAUUCGUAUUAGGGUUCCAAUCGUUUCCGUUUUCUUGGUUUUGAAUCGCUGAAAGUUUGGAAAUUUUGCUUCAAUAAUGUUUUAUAUAGGUAAGAUUCCUGGGCUUUGUAGCUAGUAAUUACUCUGCAAGAAUGGAAAAUUUGUGAGUUUGAACUGGAAAAUUAGGUUUUCUACAGAAUCUGUACGUUUUUGAGUUAAGAUAUGAGUUUUGGUGGUUUUUUCUCUCGCACCGGAGAGAGAUCUGUGAUUUGGAGCUUGAAAUUAUGCUUGCUUAUUAGAAUCAUGGGUGAUGCUGUUUUUAGAAUUUGACUCUUGAGGGUAAAGUGAUCUUUUGGUGGUUGGGCUGGGGGUUUUGGGAAGAAAUAAUUAUGGGUAUUUUUUUAUUUUUCACUUUCGAUGGUAUGAAAUGUAGAAAAUGAUGAUUAGGUACUUGGGAUUAGGGUUUUGUGGAAAAUAAUUUAUCAUUCAAGGUUUUUGAGCUACCCAAGUGUGCUUAAAUGGAUGAUACAGAGGAUGAUGCAAGGUAUCCUCCAAACCCUUAUGGUGUGAACCACCCUCAGGGUUAUGGUUCUUCACACCGUCCAAAGCUUCCAGUGAGGAAUACUUCCUAUCAGAGGCGAAUUGGUAAUCAAUAUGUUGAUGAAGAUGUUGAGGAUGAAGAUGAUGAGGAAGAUGAAGAAGAAUUAGGACAUGAAGAAGAUGAGGAUGUUGAUCAGAACAAUGCUCUUGGACAAGUAAGCAAAGAGGAGGAGGAUGACGAUGACGAUGAUGAAGACGAUAACAAUGACAAUGACAAUGAUGAGGAUGAAGAUCAUGACAAUCAGAAAGAUCAUACAAGGAGGGUUGAAGAUGUUAGUUUAGAGAGGCACCAAAAGAAGCGGAAGCUAAAGAGCCUGAUUUCAAGUUAUGAAUUUGCUCCACGUGUAGCAGUGCCUUCAGCUGUGGCUGCUCCGGCCCCAAAACCAUCCUUUGGUGGUCGUAAUUCUCUUACAGAUUGGACUGAACAUGAAACAUUUGUCUUGCUAGAUGCUUGGGGCGAUCGGUUUCUUAAACUUGGGAGGAAGAGUCUUAGAUCAGAGGAAUGGCAGGAAGUCGCAGAGAAGGUUUCACGGGAGUCAAGAACCGAGCGGACAGAUACUCAGUGCCGGAAUCGUUUGGAUACACUGAAGAAGAAGUAUAAAAAGGAGAAUAUGAAGUCAGGGGAGACUGGUGGUGGCACUAAUAAAUGGGUUUAUUUUAAGAAGAUGGAUAUGUUAAUGUCUGCAGCGCCACGUCAAGCUGGGCUUUCUUGUGGAUUGGACUCAGGAGAGUAUGUUUUCAUGAACCCUAGAGUUUAUUUGAACCGUCCAAAUGGGUUGGAUGAGAUGAGGGACAGUCCAGGGAAUUCAGGAUCUUCAGGAGGUGAGGAGGAUGAUUCAGAUGGACUUCCACCCAAGAGAAAAAGCUGUGGACAGGACAAUAAUGAGGGAUCUUCCUUCAGAUUGCUAGCAAAUUCUAUUCAGAAAUUUAGCGAGAUAUAUGAGAAGAUUGAGAAUAGUAAAAGGCAGCAGAUGGUUGAACUGGAGAAAAUGAGGAUGGAUUUCCAUAGGGAUUUGGAAUUGCAGAAGAGGCAAAUUGUAGAGAGGGCACAAGCUGAGAUCGCAAAAAUACGGCAAGGUGAUGAUGAAGAGACUGAGGUUUCUACUGAGAAUGUCAGUGGGUGAUGCAACCAAACCUGAUAAUAUAUCCUUGAUAUUAUUUAGCAUAUCGGUUGCUUGCUGUUGUUGUAUAAUAUGGGGGCACCCUUUUGUCAUUUCGAAUUUGUGAUCUGUAAUGCAAUAAAAUUGUUGAAGGUAAUGUAGUGAAAAUAUUAGCUAGUAGUAAUAACAAAACUUAAUAGAUCCUCGUAGUUGUUAUUUA
Messenger RNA from Vitis vinifera (wine grape), 2186 nucleotides. Its product is annotated as trihelix transcription factor ENAP1. Gene Ontology annotation, cellular component: nucleus. The coding region runs from base 785 to 1990 and encodes 401 amino acids. The record is from RefSeq and is a predicted model, not a curated record. NCBI's taxonomy places the organism in Eukaryota, Viridiplantae, Streptophyta, Magnoliopsida, Vitales, Vitaceae. Gene Ontology annotation, molecular function: transcription cis-regulatory region binding. The transcript has a single exon.